Molecule: messenger RNA, 1403 nt
Organism: Brassica oleracea var. oleracea
Lineage: Eukaryota; Viridiplantae; Streptophyta; Magnoliopsida; Brassicales; Brassicaceae
Exons: 3
Coding region: 30-1196 (388 amino acids)
Molecular function (GO): protein binding
Source: RefSeq, a predicted model, not a curated record
UUGACCACAGUGUGAAGAGAGACAAAAAAAUGGGUCGAGCCACAAGAUGGUUCAGGGGUUUAUUUGGAAUCAAACCUUCCUCAUGUUCCGGCUCCGGCACCAUUUCUAACCGCAUUGACCGCUCUUCGCUCGCUGGAGUGUCUCUAUGUGACAGCUACGAGACCAUACCUCCUAACAUUUCCGAGAGAGAAGCUGCGUGGGUAAGGUCGUUCUACAAGGCAGGGGAGGAGGAGAUAGAGCGUAGAGCGCAUGCAGUUGCGGUUGCUGCUGCCACAGCUGCUGCCGCUGACGCAGCGGUUGCAGCGGCUAAAGCUGCGGCUGCGGUUGUUAGGCUCAGGGGUCAAGGGAAGAGUGGUCCGCUAGGUGUUGGAAACAGCCGUGAGAAUCGUGCCGCUAUGCAGAUCCAAUGUACCUUUAGAGGCUACUUGGCGAGAAAAGCGUUGAGAGCUUUGAAAGGAGUGGUGAAGAUACAAGCUUUAGUGAGAGGUUUUUUGGUAAGGAAGCAAGCGGCGGCCACUCUCCGGAGUAUGGAGGCUCUUGUUAGAGCUCAGGCCACUGUUAAGUUUCAGAGAGCUCUUCGCCGUAUGGGAAACACUGCUCCGGCUAGAAAGUCCACGGAAAGAUUCUCUGGAUCUUUGGACAACCGAAACAACGGCGAAGAGACAGCUAAGAUAGUAGAGGUAGACACAGGGAUCCGACCCGGACACUAUAGAAUCCGAGUACCCGUUUUAUCAGGUUCAGAUUUUUUAGACAACCCGUUUAGACGCACGCUCUCUUCACCGCUCUCUGGCCGUGUCCCACCGCGUUUAUUAAUGCCUAAACCGGAAUGGGAGGACUGCAGCAGUAAAUUCCCGACGGCGCAAAGCACACCUCGUUACGCCGGAGGGUCUCCGGCAAGAAACGUGUGCUGCUAUGGCGGAGGAGUAGAAGCUGAAGCUGAGGCGGAGGUGGAUGCUCACCAGUUGUGCUUCUUGUCGGGAGAGUUUCAUUCGAACUUUACGGCAGAUACAACUUCUUUUAGGGGGAGAAUGAGGUCGCAUAGCGCGCCGAGACAGAGGCCGGGGAUUAAUGCGGCCGGAAGCGAAUGGAGGAGGAGUGUUGGUGGAAAUGGCGGUGUUCGGGGGCAGAGACCGUCAUGUUCUGGUGUCCGAGAGGCCGUGGUCGGGAAUAUCGAAAGACGUAAGGCUCAUUGGUGAUUCUUGUUCCAAUGAUUCCUGUCUUUUUAGUCUUCGUUCAUUUUAUUUAAUAUCGUUUUUUUCAGUAGACUAUUGAAUAUUGCCAUUUUGUAAUAUCGACCAAAUGAAACCAUCGUCGUUCCUUGUUUUGGGGUUAUAACUUUUUCUUGCGAGGUUGAUUAUUUAUAUUUGCGAAUGUAGCAUGUAUGCAGAUCUUAAACUCUUAAU